AUGGACGAUAAUCCCGCCAGCAAAGGAUUUGUCCAAGAAAACAGAAAUGAGCACUUGACGGAGAGGAUCAACACCGGCCGAGUCAGGAGGGAACCACGGUAUCCAUCAUUAAGGUUGCUGCCAAUGCUGAGGAAAACAGGCUCAAGGCAUAAGGUUUGGCGGGUCGGCGCGCCGUCCCAGAGGAGAGAUGGAAGCAGGCAAGACGUCAUCCCAGACUUGCCAGUCCACCCACUCAGCUUCGCAUCGCGAACACCCCCACACCACCCGCAGGAGCAGCUCUCCCCGAACGUUGAGUCUGAAGCCCUCGGAUGA
Messenger RNA from Podospora pseudopauciseta, 312 nucleotides. RefSeq lists its product as uncharacterized. The coding region runs from base 1 to 312 and encodes 103 amino acids. The record is from RefSeq and is a predicted model, not a curated record. The transcript has 2 exons. NCBI's taxonomy places the organism in Eukaryota, Fungi, Ascomycota, Sordariomycetes, Sordariales, Podosporaceae.